UGCCGACUGCAAUAUCAAUAGGCUAAAAUACCGAUUUCAUUCUGAUUAGAAAGGACGCUUUGAUAUGAAGGAAGCAUAGAUAUUUUUUAAAAACGAAGACUUUUUCUGAAAACGAAGACAAAGUAUGGUGUUUCAGAGGGACAUCGAAGUUCUAUGUAAAUAAUAGAGUGAAAUUUUUUUGUGAUUACGAUAUCUUCUCAAUAGGGAAUUAUUUUGUAUUGAAUACAUCAGUAACAGAAUACCAUGCGACGGUCAGUGAAAUAUCAAUUCAAUUAUCAUAAUGCAUGUUAACGAAGAAAAGAGGAAACGUAUGUUCUAUUACUAUGUAAUGUCGUGACAAUUUGGAACGAAAAUGAAAUGUAAUUAAAAACAUUUAACAUUGUCUGUAUACAUGUACGUGAACAAAGGAUAGUGACUAAUUGCAUGAACUGUGUAUAGUGAAAAUGCAUUUGAGUGAUUAAAUGAUACAUGUUUUCAAAUGUCUGCAACUUGCCAAUCGAUAAAGGACUUUAUGUGCUUAAACGAUUUCUCUCCUGCUUAUGCAACUAGAGUUUCACGUUUGAUGUUCCUGAGAGCAACAAUGUCUUUAACUUUAAAGUAAUGAAGUAUACUUAAAUGAGCACCGAUCUUUAAUGGAUAAAUUAGCGCUGUGCUUCACGUUUCUUGAAUGUAAUUAAACAUGGUGGUCAAUACGUGUAUAAGUGAACCUCUAUGCUAUUGAGGUUUCGAAAUAAACUGCGCACAAUAGAUACGAUUGAGUACAUAAACGGUUUCACAUCAUCUGCAGUGCAUUGAACAAAUAUUGGAUAAUGUAUACGAAUGAAUGCAUCAUCUUUAAAUGAGUACAUCUUAACAAGAUCAAAGUUUAAUCUGUGCAUUUAAAUGUAUUGCACGGAGGAAUGCGAAUGAUGUGCCAACUUUAAAAGCCAUGAAAAUCUUUCAAAUCAACAAUACUGUUCUGAAACACAUAUCUUUGAGUUCUGCGAUUUUUGCACAUGUUGGAAAACGAAUUGGCAUUUAUUCCUUAGUGCCACUUCUACAGUACACUGAUGGGAAACCUUAUGCAUAUUGGUCUUGAAAUAACAUUAUUCAUUGGACAUAUACCAACACACAAGCCUGAGACACGCAAUUUUGAAUAAUCAUGGAAGAAAAAAAUAAUUUUCACAGACUUGUUGAGUUACAUUUCGAUUGCUGUAUCCUAGCACUGCGGGAAUUUUUACAGUGGGAAUUAUCGAAUAAUGGGUUCACAAUACAAUCUUUCUUAAAACAGAAAGACAUGCUUAUCUGGGUAAAAACCGCGAAGUUGUUCAAAGAACAAGAAGCAGUGCUUUCAAAUCCAAAUGUUACGUAUGACAUGCUGGAUAUAACGCUUGCAACUCGACUGAUUCUUGAAAAGUGUCGACCCCAAGACGCCAGUAUUCUCAAAGCUGUAAAGGACCUUCGAAAAUCACGCAACAAUAUAGUACAUACCACAGAUGCAAAGAUACAGGGAACAGCGCAGUUCAAUGAAGCAUGUAACGCGAUAUUUACGAUUGCUGCUGUCUUGAGCGCUAAAGUGAAGCAAACUAUUAAGUGUAAAAUCAGCGCAAUACAGAACAAAGAGAUUGUCAAGACAUGCACCAAUAUGGAGAAAAUAAUGUUAAAUGGAGAAUUUUUUAUGAUAAAAUUGGUUGAAUCAAGUGAGGAUGAUUCAGAGAGCCAAGACGAGAGAAUAACACUUAUGAAGUUCAACAUGACAAAAUGGAUUCGCCAACUGUCUAGAAUGCCAAAUGUUAAUACAUUUUUGAAAAGAUUAAAAGACGCCAAUGUUAUAACCGAGGCACAUAUGUGUGACAUAGAACUCGAAUAUAGCUACGGUAGCCAAAUGGAGAAGCUGAUAUUGAUCAUACAGCAAAGCGCAGAGCGGACUACACUAUAUCGAUUUUGUAAGGCACUUCGGAACACGCAUGCGCAGUUGGCAGACCUGAUUGAAAACAAAAAUACCGAUGGGAGAGAAACGGAUGAAUACUUGCGGCAGAUCGAGCAAGAGUUCGUUUUAAAUUUUCUUCGUCAUAAAUUGAUAGAAUGUCCCAACUGUCACAUUUCUUGUGAGGAAAUUCAUAUUGCUUUAGAAGACGAACUCCGUGGAUAUUUGGAAUUUGCAGUCCUUAAAACAUAUUUCCUACAGAUAUUUUCGAAAAGUACGUUCGUUGAAGGAGACACAAGCUUUAGGGACGUAACAUGGAAGUCAUCGCCUUUUUCCAAACAACAGUCUCACAAAGAAGGAAACGAAAAGGCCAACUUUGUAACAAUGACAUUGGACGAGUUUGCCUCAUUCGUCGGGAACAUAAUGGGAGCUAUAAAACCAGAACUACGCGAUAUUUUCCAAACAGCAAUAUGCGAUGAAGCCAUAACUGCAAACACCUUUGAAGAAAUGGAAUCAUCCGAACUGAAAGAAGUUUUCACUGAAUAUUUAGGAAGCAUCAAAUAUGGAAAAGGAAUUGACCAUUCACUUAAAAAACUUCAAAAGGAUAUCAAAGAAAACAAACUGCGAGCAGGAAUUACAACAAAUACUAGACGACAACAGUUACGCGAGUUUGAUCGGCCUAGCAAUAAAUUAGUAUAUUCCAAAGGUGCAAUUGUAAAACCACAAACAGGUAAUUUGUUGGUUCCGGUUCAUGAAUUUCGUUCAUUCAAUUUACCUAGCAAACACUGGAUUGCAAAAGAAACUUUGCGUUUUCUCGCGGCCUGUAUGAAUGCACGCAAGAACGGAACUUUACACUUUGGCAUUAGGCCAGGUGGUGAUAGAUGUGGGACUAUUGUAGGCAUAGAUAUAAUGAACACGAAAGAGAUUGACGAGGAAAUAUCGAAAUGUAUGAAAAUGUGUUUUUAUGGCGAGCAUUUGCCUUUCCUUAUGUCAUGUAUUCGCCAAAUCCAGGUUAUAACCAUUGAAGACAGUGAAAAUGUUGUUUAUGAAAUAGAUGUCGUACCGUCAUCACUAUAUGCCUUCGAAGAGAUGAUUCCGUUAAGGUUUCCACCAAAAGGACCACAAAAUGAAGUAACAUUCGUUUAUGAUCAGAAUAUUUUGUGUGAAAUUGUAUCAAUUGGUAGGGAUACGUGUAUGUUUUCUGACGUAGAGAAUGUAUACAAAAUGCGAUUACAAGAACGAAUUAUUACUGAAACCAAGGUAAAUGGAUGCCUCAUCGAAACAUCGGAAUUAAGAACAACACUCAUGUCGAACCUCACAGGAAAAGGAAGCAAAUAUGUUACAGAUGAAUACAUUCCCAUUAUUGUAAGCGGAAACAUGAGCGAUCAGGUUGAAAUUCGGAAUGACAUCGGUAUGGCAUCAGCAUUUUCUUCCGCAAAAUUCGUUCUUGACUUUGAUGCCUCUCCUGAUCUAAGGAAAGAUGUCGAAACUGACAGAUCUGUCUUUACUGUAAAGACGGCAGAGAAUUGUUUAGAUAAGGCUCAAACCGAAAACACCAGUAAUCCAGUUUGGGUGUAUUGUAAUGGUAAUACAGAGAUUUCACAACCUAGGAUGAAGUUAAAAUCCUGGAAUAAAUCACGACUUGCUGGCGUGAAAAGUUGUUUGGACACAAUACGUAUGUUGAUUCCCAAAGGAAGAGCACGAAUAAUUUUUCUUUUGUAUGGCGAGUUGACAGACCAAGAACCUAUGUUUUAUAUAGCAAGAGAAAUGUUGGCAUCCUCUUUCCAGGACGAAUGCAUUAUAUUGACCCAAAAUGCUGAUAACUGCAAAGAACUCAGAAAUGACGUUGCUAAACAAGUUGGGGACAACGAAAUUGACAGAUGUAUUCUUGUUGGCCACGAUUGGAAAUUCUUGUCUGAUGUCAUGCGGUCGGUAUUUCGUCCGACUUCAAAUGUUGUUUGCAAAUUGCCAAGUAGCUUAACCUCAGUUGUUGUAGAAAUGACAAGCAAAGAACGAACUGACUUAAAACUCACCGAUAUUGACAUUGUGAGCGGCGAAGAGUGUGAAAUUGAAGCUGAGAGGAUGAGUGACAAAGAACUGCAAGAAAAUGAAAAGGACCAUCAGAAAAAGUUUUAUAAAGGAAGUGGUACAUCUUGGUGGAAUUUUUAUUACGAUAAUCAUGUAGGAGAACGGAACUGCUAUAAGAGACAUUUAGACGAUAUUAACAAAGCUCUUAGGUCAAAUAAAGGUGAGCAGCUUCUUGAAACACACGAAAUUAAACAUCACCCAGGUGCAGGAGGAAGUACACUAGGAAUGCACCUUAUCUGGCACUUAAGUCAAUUUAAAAGAUCCCCGCAAAAUGCUUUUAGAUGUUGUGUUGUGAAACAUAUCUCCGACAAAACAAUAGAACAGAUAGAACGUUUUCGAAACUUUAAGGAUGUCGAAGACACAAAACCUAUUUUACUUCUUGUUGACAACAAAAGUGAAGAUGGAGUUAUCUUUCUAAAAUCCAAAUUAUAUGAGCUGGCGUAUAAAACAGGAACACCCGGAAAGUUGUUUGGCCUAAUAAUAUUGAUAAGUCGAUGUCAGAUUUCAAAGGGAAAAGGUCAACUUUCUGAUGAUUAUAUUUUAACUCAUUCUUUGAAAGGAAAGGAAAUGUUAUGGUUUGACAAGAAAUACAAGGAAUUGGAAGACAAAACUGGCAUCGACGUUAAAACUCUUAUUGCAUUCAAUGUAAUGAGAAAUUCGUUUGAUGAAAAAUACAUUAUGGAACUUACCGCUAACAUCCUGAAAGAUGUGACAGACCUUGAAAAGGAAGUUUUAACAAACUUAGCAUUAGUUUCAUCAUACGAGAAUGAUCACCCAAUACCUCAAAGUGUUUUUGAUAAGAUGAUGAAUGAACAACAAGACAUAGAUAAUUUAAUCAAAUUGCCGUUUGGUAUUUCACAUACACGUAGAGAAUUAGAAAGCUUAUCUUUGCAUAUAACAGUAUGGAACAUGAAAGUGUCUCCUGCAAUGGAUCUGCUUAUAACCAAGCGGGAAACUGAUCAAAAUAUCGGAGGCAUUUCAAUUAUUUCACAACCCCUGGCAAGAGCAAUUAUUUCGUCAAUCAUGUUACAACAGAACAAACCAUUGGAAUACAUUGUCAAUUUUGUUUUGGGUUUAGUGGCUCAGCAUGCGCAUGAAGCGAAUCCAAUGUCGAAAUUGUUUGUUAAAAUUGUCUGCAGUCUCUUCAAAACAAGGCAAGUGGAAGAAAUUGACAAUAGAGAAACAAGACUAAAAUUCUCUGAUCUUGUGUUGGACUUAGAAAAACAGGAGACUGAAAAUCCGAGACAAACAGUGUUAGAUACCAUGUGCAGGUGUUUCGAUAUAACAAAAGACGCCAUGGUAGGUCAGCAGCUAGCAAGAUAUAAUAUAUACAUCAAAGAAUUUGAAGAAGCAGAAAAUGCGAUUCAGAGGUCAUUAGCAAUCAAACCCGACAACUCCUAUCUUCUUGACACGUACGGGCAAAUAUUCAAGGCACACAUGGAAAAUGUACUAGAUACACGGGAACCAAUUGACAACGAGAAAGCCACAAACAUUAUUGAAUUGGCCUUUUCGGCAGUCGAAAAGUUUAAGGAUGGACAAAAGGCGGCAAUAAAGAUGGAAGGCGAUACGAAUAUGAGUUGUUUUCAUAUGGAAGUGAAAACAGCAAUCAAUUUGCUAGAACAAUUUCAUCGGUUUGAGUGUUGCAAAGAACGUGUUCAACUGUGUAAUUUUCUCCAACAAAAAGAGGAUAACAUUAAUGAGUCUCCAUUCUUUGAGUUACUACAAAUGUGUCCAAGGCUUGAACAUGUGAGGUGCGGGAGCGCAUGGCAACAACAUUUGGAGCAAUCUCUUCGUUCACUUGAAGAAAAGAACUAUCAAAUUAAACGAUUUCUUUACACGGUACCACACGAUGAUGAAACGCUGUUAUUAAAACUUAGAGAGCGAUACGAACGCUUUUAUGGAGGACAAGUUGAUAGGUACCAGUUUACAUUUGGCCUUGGAUUGAAACCACUUAUGAAUGCUAUGCAGGCGAAAGAGCGUAAACACAGGGAGGCACUAGAAAAACGGGUCAAUGAAGCCAAACAAAAUUUAUCGGGGAACGUUAUAAAACAGAUGACAGACAUCCGUGAUCUACUUGUUUACGUCGGGCACAGCAUUAUAACGCUCUGCAAUAGAUCCAGUAAAUCAAAACGCUCUAUAUGUGAUAAAAGAGAAUACAUAACUCUGUUGAACUACAGUACCAAGUUAUUGACAUUGCAAAGGGAAAAGCAGUUUCCCAGAAAAUAUCUUGAAGCUUACUUAUACUUUGCAAUGCUGCAUUGGCCACUGCUUCGAAGGACUCAGACAGACUCGGAAUGUCUUGUUAGCGGGAGUGUUUAUGAGGAAGUCAUGAAAGAAUGGGAUACCGAGUACGACAAGAACCAUUUCAUUAACACAACAGAACAAUCCAGACUGAAGAAACCGAAGAACUACUAUGCGUUGGGAAAGGGUACAGCUGGAAAUGAUAUUGUUGAUUUGGAAUCAAUAAGAAAAGAAUGGAUGGAUCGAAAAAAGACGAAUGGAAGAACGCGACCGCCAGUGUUUAAGGAUUAUUUUUGGAGAGAAUCGUUUGUCGAGGACGAAUUGCAGCGACUAGAUGGAAUUGUUGAUGGAAAUGGUCAUCUUAUUUCACACACGGCCGAGUACUCCAAUAACCGACAACAUACGUUCAAAAUAAAAACGUACUACCCUUGUGACGGGCUAAGCAACAGACCGGUGACCUUUGUUCUUGGAUUUACCUGGAAGGGCCCGACUGCCUUCGAUGUCAGAGAAACAGAAUCAUCACCUCGUAUUGAUAACAUUUCUUCUUCGGAUUCUGGAUCGCGUGUCGCCGAAUUUGAUACAGUUGAAACCGCAGGAAAAUAUGCCCAUGAUGUUUGUAUUUCGGCGUCAACAAAACAAGAGAGGGAUGCUAUUCAAGGUAGUGAAGUCAUUUAUAAUCGUAGCCAAACACCUACCAAUGCUGUUAUAUCGCACGCAGAAUUAACAGCAUCAGCAACAGCAUCAAGCGCACAGGAAUUAACUAUUUCUGGAAGAACCGAGACGGUCUCAAACAGUACCAAUGAACAGAAUGCGUCAGGGUCCGUCUAUAGGAAAAAGAAGAAGAGGAAGAAGAAUAAGAAAUAAUGUUCAGUGUUUUUUUUUCUUACUGGGAAAAUGAUAAUCUAACAUGUUAUACAAGAUAAUGCUAAUAUAUGUGUGUGCCUUGUUUUCUAUGUGAAGGAUCGAUUAAUAUUAUAGACUUGUUGUUAAACUGUUGAUGUUUUUUAAACCUAUGAAUUUUAUAUGCAAGAAUAGCUCAUUUACUUUCCUGCUGCUAUUAUUAUAAUCAUGUUAUUUUGUGUUAAAAUUAUGCUGUUCGUCUUUUUAAGUCAAAAUGUUUUAUUACGAGUUGUUUGAAUAGGAUUUUCUCAAUUGUAUGGUUUAUACGUAAACAACUUUGUUUUAAGCCAUUCAGUUAAAAUCAUAAGUUAAAAUGAAAAUUCGGUAUAGCUGCCACAAUGGUGAUUAAUUGUUAUGUGCGUCCGUCCAUCCGAUUAUUUCGCACAUCUUUUUUUCAAGAAAUCUUAAAAUAAAUGGACACGAUCGAUUAACAUGUGGAGACGGCGUUUUAUGUGCAACACCUGUGUUCACAGCUCAACAGUCAUAAUAAAAGGUGAUUUGUCAAAUAUAGGGAUUAUGUAGUUUUUUCGGACUAUUUCAUUUUAUCAAGAAAUGUUUAAAUGAAUUGCAACCAAUUAUCACAAUGUGGAGACAAUGCGUGUCAAAAAAUGUAAGAUGGAUCAAAGGUCAACGUAACAAAAAAAGGUCAAACAUGUUCAACCUAUACCUUUAUCUAUCAAAUGUCAAAUCUACGGGCCAAUGGCCUAUCAUGUUAAUAAUACAUUUGCCCGGAUUGCGAUUCCAAUUCCCCGAAGACAUUUUUAAAACAAUGUGUAAAUCUGAAAAUUUCUUAAAAGUGACGCGUUGGAUAUUCUUUACGAGCUGAAAGAUUUUAUUGUUUAUAAUAUUUUAUUUUUACAUGAUAACAAGCAUUCUAGAAACAUGUUGCAAAAGUAUAAUGUUUGUUACUAACUAGUAAUGCACGUGUUAUUAGCGAUUAAUAAUCGUUUAUGAUCGUUUGAUCUUGCCAUUUGAUAAUCAAUUUAUUUGAUGAUGUAUUUAUAUUGUGUGUUUUAUUUGUAUAAUUGUCAGUGUGUUAGUAACUGGAUGUGUUAUACUUAUCCAUGCGACUUAACGCACAAAAUACGCAUUAUUUUUUAUGUAGGCUUGUUUGAUGCGGAAAUGUUGUUUGUCAGAAGCAAUAUUUGGAUAUUUAUAUAAACACUACGGUAGCGUCAAUCAAUAAAAUGACGAUAUAAUUGAUGGUAACGUUUAUAUAUUUGUAUGUUGUACCUCAAAUAGUGAUUUGCAUAUACAUGACAUUGUGUAUGAAUACACAUAUAAAAAAGCAUAAACUGAAUUAUAUAUAUUGAAUUAGAUUGUAAUUAUGCAUAACCAGAGACGUAGAAAAUGUUAUCUACGUCUCUGGCGUAACUAUCUUCAAUAAUAUAACACGUUUAAAUAUGAACGCGUACAUAAUUUUCACAUAAUAUAAACUUAAUACAAUACUUAUUUCUACAGGUAAUUGAUGAUGAUAACAUGUGUAACUAUGUUGUAAUAUUGUUGUUUCUGCUGAUUGUGUUGUUGUGCUUUAUUUACAUUAUUAACGAGAAUUAUUUCCUUGUUAUGUAUUAUCAAUUCUUGCUGUACGUCCAUCUUGACAACAAUAUAACUUAUCGAUGAUGUUGCUUUCGGGUGAAAGCUUUUGUGACGUUUUUCAUCAAACAGUUUAACAAUUGAAGAUGAAUUAAAAUCAAUAAAACCUAUGAUUAUUUUCUUCAAAUAAAUGCCAUUUUAUUAUUACUUAUUUGUUCAUACCUUGUUAAAAGAUAGAAGUUGAGUAUAUGAAACACGUAUUUUAUAUUCCCUUAAAAUGGUCAUAAAUAAGAUUCGUGUAAUGGUCUCGAACACAAUACGCGAAUAUCAUACCUUGAUCUCCUUUGAAAUCAAAAUUGGCCGAGUAACUUGUAAAUUAACAGCGCAUGCACGAAGAUAAUGCCAAAAGCUAAUGUUUUGACUCUUUGUUUAGUCUUUUUUAUUUAUAAUGAGUAUUUACAUGGCAGUGGUGAAACUGGCAAUUGUAUGAACCGCACCAGUUUUAGUCUAUAAUUUUCAGUUUAAAAUGCCAUACUUUAUUUGGGCAUUGCAUGUAAUUGACACAAACUCCUUUCAGAUUUUGUAUUUAAUUAUUUUUGUAAAAACAAAUGACUAUUCAAGAGGAUACUUUAGAUUGUUUUUGCAAGUUAUAUCCAAUUUGGUGCAUUGCAACAUUCUUAUGUUAAACCAAGUAUUCUUACAAGACUUGCUGAGUUUCACGUUAUACCUACAUGCAGUCCUCGAAAUUUUCAGAUAUAAAUCAUAUUAAUUUAUGUGAAUUAAUUACUUUUGUUUUGUGAAGCAUGGAAACAUUUAUUAUGUGUUGUAAUUUAAUGUGAAGUUUAUUAAAAUACUAGAAAACCUUUCAAA
Molecule: messenger RNA, 9541 nt
Organism: Dreissena polymorpha
Lineage: Eukaryota; Metazoa; Mollusca; Bivalvia; Myida; Dreissenidae
Product: sterile alpha motif domain-containing protein 9-like
Exons: 10
Coding region: 1142-7099 (1985 amino acids)
Cellular component (GO): cytoplasm
Source: RefSeq, a predicted model, not a curated record